AACGCGAGAUUCAACAAGGGGUUUGCGUACAUCGACGUGUCGAGCGAGGAGAUGGUGGAGAACAUGCUACGGUUGAACGAGAGCGAGUUGCUGAACAGAAACCUAUUGAUCAAGAAUGGAGACGACUACAAUGGACGUCCCAAGGUGGCUCUCAAAGAGGGCGAUGGCGAGAAAGAGGGAGGAGGCAAGCAGGAAAGCCACAUCCUCUUCAUCGGCAAUUUAUCGUUUGAAACGUUGGGCAGCGACAUUGAGACAUUGUACUUGAAGUACACAGACCAGAUCAACAAGAUCCGGAUGGGAACGUUCCAGGACCUGAACAAGUGCAAAGGCUGGUGUUUUGUUGAUUUCAAGACAGUGGAAAGCUGCAAAGAGGCCCUCAGCGACAAGCAGUGCAAGUACUUGUUGGGGAGGAAGUUGCGGUUGGAGUAUGGAGAAGAUCGCUCCAAACGACGUCCGCAGAGGCAGCAGCAGCAGCAGCAGCAUCCCGGGCCUGUUGAAAGAGCUGCUGCUGCUGCCUCUGCUGCUCCCACCCCGGCUCCUGCUCGUGCCACUCCCAGGCCCAAACAGCCCAGACCGAAAGUAAGGUCGAGCGUGGCCCUCGCCACAGCCCAACGCGCCUCAGCAGCAAUAGUACCCGCCACGGGCAAGAAGAUCCGGUUU
Molecule: messenger RNA, 660 nt
Organism: Ascoidea rubescens DSM 1968
Lineage: Eukaryota; Fungi; Ascomycota; Saccharomycetes; Ascoideales; Ascoideaceae
Gene: NOP13
Product: Nop13p
Exons: 1
Molecular function (GO): RNA binding
Source: RefSeq, a predicted model, not a curated record